This is a messenger RNA of Glycine soja, 2683 nucleotides long. RefSeq names its product glucomannan 4-beta-mannosyltransferase 9-like. Gene Ontology annotation, molecular function: mannan synthase activity. The coding region runs from base 664 to 2265 and encodes 533 amino acids. Gene Ontology annotation, cellular component: Golgi apparatus. NCBI's taxonomy places the organism in Eukaryota, Viridiplantae, Streptophyta, Magnoliopsida, Fabales, Fabaceae. The transcript is spliced from 9 exons. The record is from RefSeq and is a predicted model, not a curated record.
AGCAUUGUGAAGGUAAACACUAAACACAUUAUAAAAGGCACAAGAGAGAGAGAGAAUGCAAGGCACCCACGUAGAGAACCUCUAAAAACAAAAAUAAAAACAUUCUCUCCCAUUCCUCCCCCCCUUAGCCCUUCCUUCCUUCAUUUUUUUUCUCUUUCUUUUGUUGGUUUGUUUGUUCCUUUUGUUGUACGUUCUCCUUUGUUCUCUUCUUCCGCAUUUGGUACAUGCGGUGUUCUACUUCUCUCUUGGUUUGAUAACAGGAUUUGACACAAGUGUUGUGGUCUCCCAUUUCAGGAGAAUCACUCACUGGCAUAAUAUAGAGCUUGUUAAAAGCAAAAAAAAAAAAAAAAGUGAAGUGUUUUGAGAUCUGGCAUGUUAUCCUUUUCUCUCUAGCUUUAAUUUCUUUGUGGGGGUGUGUAUGUGCUAGAGUAACUGACAUUCCAGCUCUGCUUCCUUUGUUUUGCGUGGCCCAGAAGCAAAAUAACAAUCACCAAAAGAAAAAAUACAUAUAUAUUCCACCCAAGUGAUUCUUUUAAACCCUUUUCGAUCCACCAUUCUCACCUUGUUGAGCUUGGCCUAGCUAGCUUUGCUUCCCACUCCUCACUAGUUAACUCUCUUUUAUUAUUUUUCUGACACCAAGCUUGAUCAAAACGUACGGUUCCAAUGGAUCGCUUUUCUUCCAGUACCAUUCUCCCCGAAGCGUUUCAAGGUGCCAAAGAUGACUUCACCAUGCAGCUUGCAUUGGUGUGGAACCAAAUCAAAGCGCCACUGAUUGUCCCGUUGCUGAGACUAGCAGUGUUUCUGUGCUUGAUCAUGUCGGUGAUGAUGUUCAUUGAGAGAGUCUACAUGGGCAUUGUCAUCACUCUGGUGAAGUUGUUUGGGAGAAAGCCAGAGAAACGUUACAAGUGGGAGCCAAUGAAGGACGACAUUGAGUUGGGAAACUCUUGUUACCCAAUGGUUCUUGUUCAAGUCCCCAUGUACAACGAAAGAGAGGUUUAUCAGUUGUCUAUUGGAGCAGCAUGUGGGCUUUCUUGGCCUUCAGAUAGGAUCAUCAUACAAGUCCUUGAUGACUCCACUGACCCAACAAUCAAGGAGUUGGUGCAGCUUGAAUGCCAAAGAUGGGCAAGCAAAGGGGUGAACAUAAAGUAUGAGGUUAGGGACAAUAGGAAUGGGUACAAAGCAGGGGCUCUCAAAGAAGGCAUGAAGCGUAGCUACGUGAAACAAUGUGAUUGUGUUGCUAUCUUUGACGCUGAUUUUCAACCAGAGCCUGAUUUCCUGUGGCGGACCGUUCCAUUUCUCGUGCACAAUCCCGAAUUAGCCCUCAUUCAAGCACGGUGGAAAUUUGUGAAUGCCGAUGAAUGUUUGAUGACCCGAAUGCAAGAGAUGUCACUAGAUUACCAUUUUACUGUGGAACAAGAAGUGGGGUCUUCCACUUACGCCUUCUUUGGUUUCAACGGGACAGCGGGAGUAUGGAGAAUUUCGGCGCUUAAUGAGGCUGGUGGAUGGAAGGAUAGGACCACAGUGGAAGAUAUGGACUUGGCCGUGCGAGCCAGUCUCAAAGGAUGGAAAUUCUUAUACUUGUCUGACUUGAAGGUUAAAAAUGAGUUGCCAAGUACUUUCAAGGCCUACCGCUACCAACAGCACCGUUGGUCUUGUGGUCCAGCCAAUCUUUUUAGGAAAAUGGUCAUGGAGAUCAUAAAUAACAAGAAAGUGUCAUUGUGGAAGAAGAUACAUGUGAUUUACAGCUUCUUCUUUGUUCGGAAGGUCGUAGCACACAUAAACACGUUUGUGUUUUAUUGCAUUGUAUUACCUGCAACAGUUUUGGUGCCUGAGGUUGUGGUCCCAAAGUGGGGAGCUGUCUAUAUCCCUUCCAUCAUCACUAUUCUUAAUGCAGUUGGAACUCCAAGGUCACUCCAUUUGAUGGUCUUCUGGAUUCUCUUUGAGAAUGUCAUGUCUCUGCAUCGAACAAAGGCAACGAUUAUUGGUUUACUUGAGGCAAGUCGAGUGAACGAAUGGGUUGUCACUGAAAAACUUGGUGAUGCUCUCAAGACUAAAGCAGGAGGUAAAGCACCUAAAAAGCCUCGAUUCAGGAUUGGAGACAGGAUUCACUUGUUGGAACUUGGUGUCGCAUUCUACCUCUUCUUUUGUGGCUGCUAUGAUAUUAUGUUUGGGAAAAACCACUUCUUCAUCUUCCUCUUUAUCCAAUCUUUGGCCUUCCUCAUCAUGGCAUUUGGAUAUGUUGGCACCAUUGUUCCCAACUCCUAAGAAGGAUUCGGCACUUCAUUCGGCUAUUUCAGCUUCUGUGCCUUCAUGUCAACGUGUAUUGUAGUGUUUUCAACAUAGUUCUGGAAAAUCACAGCUUGUUACUAUAAAAAAGAAAGGGUGGUCAUUCUUCAAGGUGUUGCAUAAUCAGAGUCAGUGACUCCAAAGAGUUACUUUUCUUGUGAAUAUACCGCAAAGAUAUAUAAGCAAAUUACUGAAAUUCUUCUCAUGAAAGGUAAGUAUACAGAACAAGAUCGCAGCAAUCAUGUGGCAUCGAUCCUCCGGGGAGCAAACAUUGGAUGGAUUGUUUAUAAGAUUUUGUAGUUUUUUUUUUUUAACUUUUGCUUUUCUUUACAUUGUAUUUGUUUGAAGAAAUAAACAGCUUCAAGAAAUGGGAUAAAAUACACAGUUUCAUUUUGCA